CAUCUCAUUCAGUUAUGACCGAUCUCGCCCGAGCACGCAGCAAGCGCACCCGCCGCGAGCUGAUUCAGAGCGACAACGCCAGCGACGACCCCAGCAGCUCGCUCGGCCUCGACUCGGACCCCGUCGAUCACAGCUACGACGAGCUGCCCAGCGAUGACUUGGUCAGCGACGACUUUCAGUUCGAAACUCCAUCCAAGGCUGCUGCUGCUGCUGCUGCUGCGUCGACGGCAGGAUCGUCGUCGCGGAAAAAGAAGCCGCGCAUGGAUCCCAAUGCUGCUGCUGCGGCCGCGGCUGCUGCCGUCGCGAUGGUUGCGGCAACUCCGCAAGCCGCUCCAGGACUUGCUGCCUCGACCAACAGCGCUGCUGCGGAGGCCGCCGCCGCUGCUGCUGCAAACAAGGGUCUGCGUCACUUUUCUAUGCGCGUGUGUCAGAAAGUCAAGCAAAAGGGCGUCACAAGCUACAACGAGGUUGCGGAUGAGCUCGUGACCGAACUCUCUUCGGCCGUGGAUUUGACUCCUGCUGAAAAGGGGCAUUACGAUCAAAAGAACAUCCGACGACGUGUUUAUGACGCCUUGAAUGUGCUGAUGGCGAUGAACAUUAUCGCCAAGGACAAAAAAUCCAUCCGGUGGAUGAACUUUCCAACAAAUGCAGCACACGAAUGCGAGCAACUCAACGUCACCAAGUUUGACCUUAUGCAUCGAUUGAAACUCAAAAAGGAGCACAUGCAAGAGUUAAUUCUGCAGCAAGUUGCCUUCCAGACCCUCGUUCAACGAAACAAGGACGCACAAGAACAAAAAUUGCACACAUUCACCACAGAAAUCCUCAAGCUGCCAUUCAUUGUGAUUACAACGAAUAGCAACACCGAGAUUGACUGUCAGAUGGAAGAGGACCGAACUGAGUACUUUUUCAAUUUUAAGCAGGCCUUCGAGGUCCAUGACGAUAUUGAGGUGCUGAAACGCAUGGGCAUGGCGCGAGGGCUCAACAACAAGUCCUCCACUGCGGAAGAUCUCGCUGCUAUCGAGCAGCUGGUUGACGAAAAACUGAUGCCAUAUAUUGAAGAGAUGACCAGCACAUCCUCGUCGUCCUCGUCGUCGAGCGCGCCUCCACCCCCUGCUCCUGCAAUCAGUCAAACGGGAUCGAGCGCCCGCAAACCUGCCCGGAAAGCAAAGGGUCGCCGGCAAACACAAAGCCCUGCCCACGACCCAAGCACUCCAGAUUUGAAUGAGGAUUCAGAUUGAUCAGAUUGUUGUUUUGUUUGAAUUUUCACGCACUUUUCCGUCAAUGUUUCUUCUGCCGAAUAAAUUCUUUCCGA
This is a messenger RNA of Capsaspora owczarzaki ATCC 30864, 1312 nucleotides long. RefSeq names its product Tfdp2 protein. Gene Ontology annotation, biological process: regulation of cell cycle; regulation of transcription by RNA polymerase II. The record is from RefSeq and is a predicted model, not a curated record. Bases 15 to 1238 code for a protein of 407 amino acids. Gene Ontology annotation, molecular function: RNA polymerase II transcription regulatory region sequence-specific DNA binding; DNA-binding transcription factor activity, RNA polymerase II-specific. The transcript is spliced from 8 exons. Gene Ontology annotation, cellular component: transcription regulator complex; nucleus. Lineage: Eukaryota; Filasterea; Ministeriida; Capsasporidae.